Messenger RNA from Cladophialophora immunda, 878 nucleotides. RefSeq lists its product as hypothetical. The transcript is spliced from 4 exons. Gene Ontology annotation, molecular function: fatty acyl-CoA hydrolase activity. The coding region runs from base 290 to 721 and encodes 143 amino acids. The record is from RefSeq and is a predicted model, not a curated record. NCBI's taxonomy places the organism in Eukaryota, Fungi, Ascomycota, Eurotiomycetes, Chaetothyriales, Herpotrichiellaceae.
GCAACAACUUGAUUGAUAUCUUUGCGUAAUCGACAUUCGGCUUCUAUCAAUAGUAAUCCGAUCUCGCUUCGACACCUAGAUUCCCGGACUUUCUGUGGAGUCUAGUAUUCAAUUGGCUCUACGACUGGCGCGCAGAAGCUUGGUCACGACACAAUGUCGGCACUAAAGUUUGUCCGCUCGGUGUGGGAGUCCUUUAGAGCAACCUCAGGGGUUGAGCCACGGUAAUAUUCGUCAUGAACAAGCAAAAGCACUCACAUUAAUUCUGCCAAACAACAGGUUAAUAGACGGCAUGCGGAUAACAGCAGCGGAACCUGGCAAAGUCAAUUUUGAGUUGCCCAUCGAGAAGCAGCAUACGAACCGGUUAGGUAUACUACACGGUGCCACACUUGCCACUAUGGUCGAUACCAGCGGCUCCCUUGCCCUGGCCUCUCGUGGACUAUAUUCGACAGGAGUUUCGACGGAUCUCAGCGUAACCUACCUCAACGCUGGCGGAAAGAUUGGUGAUUUGGUCAAAGGCGAGGUCAUCUGCGAUAAGUUUGGCAAAACACUUGCAUACACUUCAGUCAAAUUUAUGAACAAGAACAACGAGAUCGUGGCUCGUGGAAGCCACACAAAAUUCGUCGCCCUGGCCUGGAAAGACGAGAGGAAUAUCACCGAGGAGUUGAAGCCCAAGGUCAACGAGUCCCAGGCCAGUGAGGUUACACGGACGAGUUUCAAGUAAUUCGGGCAGUCCUUCGUACCUAGGACGCUGCAUAGAAUGGCCGGAGUGCCAUGUAUAUAGAUGGAUGGAACCCUUCAGAGCCCAUAGACGCCAUAUACAAAGGAACAUACCGCAGCUCUGUCUUUCACGAUAUGAAGCAGUAUGAGUGACACAUAAA